Haliotis rubra (blacklip abalone) is the source of this 1530-nucleotide messenger RNA. Its product is annotated as alpha-(1,3)-fucosyltransferase C-like. Gene Ontology annotation, cellular component: membrane. The record is from RefSeq and is a predicted model, not a curated record. NCBI's taxonomy places the organism in Eukaryota, Metazoa, Mollusca, Gastropoda, Lepetellida, Haliotidae. Gene Ontology annotation, molecular function: alpha-(1->3)-fucosyltransferase activity.
CCAGUAGAGCGCUGUGAGGAGUUCAGUUAUUGUUUGACGACAAGGUGCCCGAUAUUUUGCGACACACGUAUUUGGCGGCUUUAGACACAACGAUUUACAUAUGAAUGUAAUCGUUCUCGAGUGAAUAUGUUGAUUGGAAAGGAGAGGAUAUUUCCAAAGUGAAGAGGUGUUGAAAAGUCUGCUAUGCUGACCAAAUGUUUCCAAGAUGGCCAUUUCGAGUAAGACAGAGGAAGUUCUGUUUGCUGUUGUUCAUUGUUGUAGGGAUAGUGUCGACAACUAUACUGUACAACUGGUUCCGAUGCAACCAGUCAGGUGUUCCACAGUCACAGUGGAGCUACAAUUCCAAAGAUCCUCGGUUCGUGACCAUCUUCCCAGAUGCAGGGACCCCUGUUGGCCAUACCGGUGAUGGCCGGAAGCUGGUUGUUCUGUGGACACCCUUCUUCACAGGUCUCGUGUGGGACGCUGACCACAAUGUCUUCCAGGACUGUCCAGUGACCAACUGUGAGGUGACCACAAACAGACACCUCCUCACGUCCAGCCAUUCUGUGCUGUUCAACGUCCGAGAUCUAUCUGACCAUCCAGACAGUCCGCUACCCUUGUCACGAACUACGGAUCAGAUCUGGAUUCUGCAUAACACUGAACCACCUAAUUAUAUUUAUCUUCCACUGAGCAAGUUCAAUGGGGUAUUCAACUGGACCAGUUGGUAUCGUAAAGAUGCAACAAUCUUUUCUCCAUAUGGGCGAUGGGUGCCUUUAAGUCCUCAAGACAAAAUUUUGCAUUUCAAGAAAGAAAAUUAUCACAGGAAGAAAACAAAAAUGGCAUUGUGGGUAAGCAGCAACUGUAAUGAUCGCAGCAAAAAGAAUGAAUGUUGUUCGCAACUCAAACAGUAUAUAGAUAUUGACAUAUAUGGUAAAUGUGGUAAUCUGAAUUGUAAAAAAAGCUGCAGAGAAGUAUUUGAUGACUACAAGUUCUAUUUGUCAUUUGAAAAUGGGUAUUGUCGGGAUUACUUAACAGAAAAGUUCUGGCGGCCAAUAAUUCGGGAUCAGAUCCCGGUUGUGCGAGGCGGAGCUGACUAUAAAACAAUGGUGCCCCCUGGGUCCUACAUAAAUGUGGAUGACUUUCCAAAUGUCAGAAGUCUGGCUGAGUAUCUUAUGAAAGUUGCGAGGAAUGAAUCUCUCUAUAAUUCCUAUUUUUCCUGGAAGAAGGAUUACAAGUUAGUCCCCAAUGGGUGGACGCGCAUGAACUGGUGUGGCCUCUGUGAACGUCUGCAUGAUGUCGAGCAGCCCACACAGGUGUACUCGGAUCUCAAGGGAUGGGUCGAGCAGGACACUUGUCCAUAUGGAGAAGGUUGUGUAUCAUGAUGCUGUGUGGAGUGGCUUCCUCUGUAACAAUGGCAUGUUCAUGAUUUUAUUAAGUGUUUUGGACCUAUGAAGAUCUGGGUUAGAAUUGGUUGUCAGCAACCUGUGCUCGAUUAUUUACAACCGCUGCCGUAAAGCCAGAAUAUUAUCUGCAUUAAACAACAGACAAACA